AUGCCUAUAAAUUCUGCAUCAAACGGAAACCAGCAUUCUGUCGAUGAUCAUGGCGAUGAAAAGAGCAGAAGACACCCUCGUUGGACAAGGCAAGAAACUCUUUCCCUUAUACAAGCUAAGGAGAUCACAGAGAGCAGCCCAAACAAGGGAAGAAAGAUCAGCUCUACAUUGCUGGGAGGAUCAUUGUCGUCGUCGUCGUUGUCGUUGGAAAACACGGAGCCGAAGUGGGUUAUGAUAUCCACGUACUGUAACCAACUAGGAGUGAGUAGGGGUCCUGCGCAAUGCAGGAAAAGAUGGAGUAAUCUUAUUGGAGAUUUCAAGAAAGUCAGAGCAUGGGAGUCUAAGUUGGAAGAUAAAACUGAUUCCUUUUGGAAUAUGAGGAAUGAUCUUAGGAAAGAGAAUAAGUUACCGGUUUCUUUCGAUGUCGAAGUGUUUAAGGUUUUGGAAGGAAGGGAAACGGGUGUUGUUUCGCCUUUACCUCUGCAGGCGGUUCCAGCUGCUGUUUCUGAAAAUGUUAAUGAUCAGUCUGAUGAUGAUGAGAAAGAGGAUGAAGUAGAAGAAAAUGGAGUAAAAAGGGAGGUUUUGGAAGUUGAGGAUGAAAUUUUGACGGAUAUUAACGAUGGAGAACAGGAUAAACCAGGCUUCAGGUUGGAUGAUAAUAACAAGACUGAUGACAAUGUUACUGAGAGUCCUGUCCAGAAUUUCUGCACUCCAGAAUCUGUUUCAGAAGAGCAGCAUCAUCAAGCAUUCCAGGAACAAAACAGAAACUCGAAUCAAGCUCACACUGACACUAUAGCAGAUGCUUUAAGAGAAUCAAGGCCAGGCAUAUCUAACUUGGAUUCACAAGAAAAAGGGAAAAGACGGCGACUGUCCACUGGAGAUCAUAAGUCAAAUUGCCUGGAAGAACAGAUUAUAAGGGCCUUAGAGAUAAACAACAAAUUGCUGAAUUCACAACUUGACAAUCAUGACAAAAACUGCCAACUCGAUAGAGAACAGAGGAAGGAGAACAGCGAUGUAUUGAUGACUGCUCUUGGCAAGCUUACCGAUGUCCUAAGUAAAAUCGCAGAUAAGCUAUGACUUGAUUCUUUGAGAAUUUUACCAUAUGUGAAAAAGAUGACCAUACUGCCUUCAACAUAUCCAGAUCCAGAAGACUUUUAGCAUACAUGACCAAUUUGUGAUUCACAUCACAAGUUCACAAAAAUAAUUUAUUUUCCUUCUUUUUUGGUUAUUUGCUUCUCCUAAGUCACUGUCUAUUCGGUAUAUUGUUACUCUGGCUCAGGACUCGUGUCAACAUGGUUGUGUAUCCAAGUGUUAGACUCGGUUCAAAUGAGUCAAGCAGUGGUGAUCUUUUGGCUGUUGUUGUUCCAAGGUAUUCGGUGAAUGGGAAGGCUCAAAUGGGGGAGGUAAAUAUCUCAGAACUUUUCUGGCACAUAGGCUUGGGUACUUUCAUGUGGAACUUGAGAUGCGGUGAAUGUUGUCAAGGCUUUACAAGCAAGGAACUUCGGUAGAAUUCUGAUGUACCUGAUGCUUGAGGAUAUUGAUCAUGUUAGUUCAACUUUUCAGUAUCUUUCAUUAAACCAUGUUAGGCAAGCUCGGAGUACCAUGUCUCAUUUGGCAGCCAGGUUAGCCCCCUUCAAUGGAGGACAGGAGGAGCAUGUACUUAUUAUAAACCCUUUCCCCAAAGGCAUCGUUGCUUUGGUUGAACUUGAUCAUCCUGCCUAAUGAAGCUCCCUGUUCCCAGUUUUACCCUUAAAAAUAAAGUGUCAAAAUUGGCACUUACAUGACAUUAUUUCAAAUAUUUGGUCCAAAAUAAAUUGUCAAGUGUCUACACUAUAUAUCAUGUGAAUUGUCAGUAUAUCAACAGAUUCCACACAACGUACAUGAGGUGAAAUAAAGAGUCUGAGCAAUAUCAAUCACACGUACUGUCAAGAACAUAAUGGAGAUAGGAAGCAGUAAAAACACAACUGCCGUUGUAAGAAAAUUGAGCUAAUUUUUUCAUUAUCAUGGUUCAACAAAAGCCUCCCAUACAAAACUGGAACUUUUGUCCUUGUUGCCUAAUUAAAAGACAGUGUUGUCUACAGUUGAUUAAUACACAAUUUUAACACACUUGCAAUCACAAGACUUUACACAGGACUAAACCAAAAAAUGCUCUACAGAUGGAGAACAAGAACGAACUCAAACAUAAAUCUAACCUCUUGAGGUGUUUUACACAGGUACUGCCUCUAUAAGUUUGGCAAAGUAAAACUGCGUUGUGAUUAGUCCUCUCUUUUGUAUUUUCCAUCCAACCUUCUGCAAUGCUGCUUCUACAUCAGCUUCUGCGUGUAAAUAUGCCCUUGUGGCCUUUGAAGGUCCUGGAAACAACUCUCCUAUUCUCUUUAGCAGGCUGUAAUAAAAUGUCUUGGGUGCAAAACUCAAUAUCAGCCGAUUUUCGGCCAAUGAGGCAAGGUGGCUAAUCAUUGCAUCCGCUUUAUUUUGUGGGUAAUGUAUGAGAACAUCAAGACAGACAACUGUAUCAUACUUCCCGUUCAAGCUCUCCAAAU
This is a messenger RNA of Beta vulgaris subsp. vulgaris (sugar beet), 2540 nucleotides long. Its product is annotated as trihelix transcription factor ASR3. The record is from RefSeq and is a predicted model, not a curated record. The transcript has 3 exons. Bases 1 to 1077 code for a protein of 358 amino acids. Lineage: Eukaryota; Viridiplantae; Streptophyta; Magnoliopsida; Caryophyllales; Amaranthaceae.